Messenger RNA from Podarcis lilfordi (Lilford's wall lizard), 21451 nucleotides. Lineage: Eukaryota; Metazoa; Chordata; Lepidosauria; Squamata; Lacertidae. The record is from the annotation of a GenBank genome assembly.
AUGUUGCUCCAGCUUCUCUCUGUCCUCUGGGAGGCCUUGUCCUUGCAGGUCGUUCUGGUGUUUCUGGCUACAUUUCUACUUCUUGCUGAUUUCAAGAAAAAGAUUCGCCCAAGGAAUUUCCCCCCAGGGCCCAUGUGUCUUCCUUUUUUGGGUAACUUGCUACAUAUGGAUUUCAAGAAUCCUCAGAAUGCAGUACGAAAGGUAAGGAUGAAGGAAAGAGCCAUGGCAUGAGUUGAAAACAUUGCACCCCCAGAUUUAGGGUGGUGGGGUCAGUUCCUUCGUUUAGGGUGCCAAGCCAAGUGGGCCAAAAUUGAGAAGAUCCAUUUGGAGGCGCCAGAUUUUGGCCUCACUCAGUGUGCCAUACAACCAAAGAUUAGCAAAGUUAACCCCUGUUUUGCGCUGGAAAGGCAUGCAAGACCCUUGCAGGAUAAGUUGCUUCCUAGUUUAGCAUCCUGAUUCCAAGAAUGGUCAGCUGGAUGUCUGUGAGAAGCCCACACAUGGGGCCCCAAGACAAAUGCCUUUCUGUUUGUUCCCAGCAUCUGGUAUCCAGAUGUGUAUUACCUCUGAACUCAGAGGAUCUGUUUUACCUAACAGUUAUUUGUACCAAAUCUGUCUCCACAGCUUUCUUUUGCUUUCUGUGGUUUGCAAAGUAUUUUGUGUGUUUUGCAUGGACAGGCGGAGUCCCCCCAUUCCCAGGCGACCCCCGGGUAGAUUUAUGACUCAAGACACUGUGCUAUGGGAUGAAAAUUGGCCACAACAUUAUUAGAACUUCGGAUGUAGGGAGACCUUGGCUUAGGCCUUGGGCGUUUAUCCCUCCCAGUCCAUGGCCAGGGAGCUGGGGAACAUCAGGGUUAUCCAGAAUGUGUGGGGAUUGGGCUGGCUCUGGAGAAUGUCUGUCAAGCAGAGAGCCCGCCCCCCAUUUCUCCGUCGUCACAAGGGAGAGUAAUGACAACCAAUAGGCGUAUGGCCAAUGCCUCCCCUCUUACAACCCCUUUAACGGGGAACCCUGGGAUCGCCGCCACAGGGGGGGCAUGGGUCACCGCUUAACGUCCCCCCCCCAUUAGGGAAGAUAGACUAAAGGAUUCCGCCAAAGGCCUGAAACCGCCAAAGUUGUGACGUUUUGCUACAGGGAAGGUAAAACCUGCCAAUGCAGGAAAAUUCCUUUCCGGCCCUUCAACAGCGACCUUAGCAUAGCAGCGCCCGCAUACCUGUAAAGAAGUUAGCCUGCAAAAGAAAACUUAACUGAGGGAGGGCAGGAUGGGAGAAGCUCUGGAGUCAACUGAGGAUUCCCAGGUAAGACCCUCCCUCUAUUGUGUGGCCAGGGUGGUCCUUCCCCUUACGUGGCCAGGUCCCGCCGGGACUGGAUAACAGGCAGAGGUAGGCGGAGACCUCCAGGAGUCUGGCUGGGGGGAGAAGCCAGGAUAUACUCCCGGGAGCCGCUUAGGUCCAGGGGGUCUGCUCGCGACCACGCAAAAGGCGCCCCCCAUUUGAUGUGGAGAGCCGUCAUUGGUGUACAUUGUCCUACCCUCCCUCCCCUUUUAUCUUUGCAACAACCCUGUGUGGUAGAUGAGGCUAAGUUGCCACAAAUACAUAAGCAGCAGCUCUUGUGAAUAGAAGACAGGUGGAGGAUGGAGGGGGCCUGUCCAUGUACAGUCCCCGGAAACCCUUUCAGCAUUUCUGAUAUCCCUGAUAUAUUUGAUGGCAACCAAAGUUUCCAUCUUCCAUAUAAGCAUCAAAGAAGAACCAGGUAUGCGCAUGUGCGUGAACACACACACACACACACACAAUUCUUCUUUCUCACUCUCCUUCCAGUUUUCCAAAAAAUACGGCAAUGUGUUCAGCGUUCAGGUUGGAAGCAUGCGUUUUGUGGUUGUGAGUGGAUUGCAACUGGUGAAGGAAGCUCUUGUUCAUCAGGGUGAAAACUUUGUAGACCGGCCCACAUCUCCUGUUAAUGCUGAAAUAUUUGGGUCUUUUGGUAAGUUUCUUUUAACAUGGUCAAUUACUGAGAUAGUUAAAGUUUGCUUUUCCCUUUUCUUUUCUUUUCUUUUCUUUUCUUUUUUUCUUUUCUUUUUCAUUCUCUGCACUGAUUUUGCAAUCUUUUGGAUUGUUUCUCAAGUUUAAAUUUUCAGAACUGAUUAUUUCCCUAAUUUGCAUUUGCAUUUCUUGCAUCUUUAAACCAAAAUAAGGCAGUUGUAGUAAAGCUGUGGCAUAGACGUAUACCUGCUAAACUCUUUAGCUUAACUGAGCUCACUGUUCAGUGUUGGGUGGCAAUCAAAGAGUCUGGCUGUGUAGUGCAUCAAACAGCUUGUCAUUAUUAUGGGUAGAGGAAUCUCUGAGUUUUUUCUUUCAUUCAGUUCCUCAUUUUUCCGUUCCUCAGUUUGCCACACUAUUGCAUCUAAUAACAUUUCAUUUAAUGCAUUGUUUCUGCAACUGAGAAUACCGUAAGAUUGCAUUUAAAUUGCAAGCUGAAGUGACUUUCUGCCCCAUCCCUAGUAGUGAUGGAAUAAUAUGUCAACAUUAAGUAGUGCAUGAAUCCCUCCUACUAUUGGUCCUCCCCAAUACCAAGAAUAAGAGAGGUGACAACCAAUAUUUGGGUGAUACCAGGCUACACCUUUAUUGACAACACAUGUAAGAAGUUUGGCAUAGGCAUUGGGUAGAUCCCACCCCUUCCAGCCCACCUGCUAAAAGAACUUGUGUUUGGGGGUCAACCAGAAAUGAGAGAGCUCCUGCCCUACAUCAAGGGGUAACUCCCCCGCUGGAUUGCAUAUAGGGAAUGCUGUAGCCCCUCGCUUUCACCUGGGUGUCUAGACUGAAGCAUCUUCCCGGACCCAAUUUCAGAAGGGCCAGACAGAGGCUAUAACCUCCCUCCAAGCAAGACUAUGUCUAUCUAAUGCCUAAACUGCCAAAGUUCUGACAACUGCUAUGAAGAUGGAAAAACCAAAGGGCUGGAGCCAAUCUGCCAACUGGGAAAAUUUCAACCUGGCCCCAAAUAUGGCAACUGGCUGUACCAUAGCAAGGUCAAACAGAACAACAUGCAACAGCAGUAUAUAAAGGAUGGGAGAUCCAACAGUAAGUGGCUGCAGAGAAAGCCACAGUCCUAUGUCAUAUACUGGGUGACCCAUGCCUGCUCACAUAUUAGGUAAGUGGACGGGACCAAUUACUCAGGCAGGAAGCUCAGCCCAGAGGCUUCCUUUGCUGACUGGGAAACGGUCCCUGGGAGUUCCCAAAUCAGAACUUGUCACAUGGGGGAAUGCCAGCCUGCAAUGGCAUCCAACAGGAAACAUGAGUGGACUUCUUAUUCAACCAUAGCCAACCAGAGAAGUUGCUUCACGCAUACAGACCUGAUCCAUGAAGCAUUCUGGAGCAAGAUGCAAUUCAGAUGACUGUUGGGUUCAUGCCAGGUUGCUUCUUUUCUGCUUAGGCCAGUAGUUGUGAUUAAAGUAAAUUUGUGCCAAUUGCACCACAGUUUUCAAUGCAAAGCUGCCAAGAAAUGAAUGGCCUUUAUGAAACAACACUCCCCCUUAGCAGUAAGUAGAGGUCAAGAGUGGGGUCACUGGCAUGGACUCAGGAAUUUGGAGUCUGUUGUGACACCUAAUGCCCAUUAAAAGCUGAUGAGCAGAGCCGCCCCUGCAAUUGCAUCCAACUAUAUAAAGAAAGGGGAAAGCAGUGGGAAUGGAAGCAGGUCCCUUUGAGGUCCACAGGUGCCCAACACGUAGCAAAAAAGUUGUGCAAAUGAAAUGGAAAAGAGAAAUCUAUUCAUAGUGAGCAAAUGAAGGGUGUGAAUAAUUACAGAAGGGGCUAGAGUGGGACUCCCCAUUUAAAAUUUAAUACCUCUUAAUUCCAGAAAGGGGACACGGGUGGCGCUGUGGGUUAAACCACAGAGCCUAGGACUUGCCGAUCAGAAGGUUGGCGGUUCGAAUCCCCGCGAUGGGGUGAGCUCCCGUUGUUCGGUCCCUGCUCCUGCCAACCUAGCAGUUCGAAAGCACGUCAAAGUGCAAGUAGAUAAAUAGGUACCGCUCCAGCGGGAAGGUAAACGGCAUUUUCAUGCGCUGCUCUGGUUCACCAGAAGCGGCUUAGUCAUGCUGGCCACAUGACCCGGAAGCUGUACGCAGGCUCCCUCGGUCAAUAAAGCGAGAUGAGUGCUGCAACCCCAGAGUCGGCCACGACUGGACCUAAUGAUCAGGGGUCCCUUUACCUUUACCUUUAAUUCCAGAAAAGGAAUACCAGAGUUGCCUAAUGGACCUCAGAAAUGAAGGAGUAAAAUAUAUUGACUGUAUGAUUUUACAACUGUUAAAACUGUUGCUUUUUAAAUAAAAAUCUAUAUGCUGCCUUUCUAUCAAGAGCUCCCACAGUGUUUCACAGGACAAAAUAAAAUUAGUAUUAAAAAUUCUACCCAAACAGUGAAACACACAAAAAGCAAAUCAAUGAAACAGCAAACAGCAGAAUUCAGAGCAACCAGAUAAAAGCCACCAGCACAAAUUAGCUAGUUUCUAAUGCCUUGCAGUCUUUCCAACAUGUCCUGAGCAGGCAAGCAGAAUAAUGGAAAGCAGAGGGGAGUCCAUCUUGGAAUUAACAGGAUUUCUAAAUCUACUUACUUGCUGUACAUACUUAUUACUCCUUCCUAUCUAGGACUGGUCUUAUCUAAUGGUCUCAGCUGGAAACAACAAAGACGAUUUGCCUUAUCAACACUCAGAAACUUUGGUUUGGGCAAAAGGUCUUUAGAAGAACGAAUACAGGAGGAAACCCGUUACUUAAAUGAAGCAAUAGAAGCUGAGAAAGGUGAGAACCAGAGUCAACAAUCCUGUGGCCCAUCUAUGAUACUUACCUUAAGUUGCUACUUUGUAUGAACUAGGUCAAAACUACAUCAGCUAGGGUGCAAAGCUUUCUGGCAUUAUUUCUUCACACAAAUGUAGCUCUGCUUGGACUGGAAUGACCCUGUGAUGGCGAAGGGGGUUUGAUAGGAAGCUCCACAGAGGCUCAUUGUGGUGCACAAAAGUUCUAGUGUGAAGCUCUGUGUUGGAACCUGCCAUGGGAGCUAAAAGCCCCUGAACUAGAACAGAAUAAGAACAAAGGUUGGGUUUUGAGGAUAUCUGCAGAUAUAUAUAUAUAUAUAUAUUUAUUAAUUUUCCAAUAAAAACAAAUUUAUAACACAAUUAAACAUUAGGAACUCAUCACACGUCUUUUUUCUUUUAGACUUCCAUCAACAUGUCUGAUAAUUUUCCAUAUUUAUUACAUAUCUUCACAUUUCUUAAUUUAUAUUGCACUAUAUAUAUCUUAUCUUACAAUGUUAUUUAAACAAUAUUUCUACCAAACCUUCUUACAGAGCUUCUUGGAAACUUACAAACGUUAUAUCAUUAUCACAAAUAUUUUUAAUAUAUUCUGUAUAUUUAUUCCAGUCCUCAGUGAAUCUUUGGUCCCGUCGGUUGCGAAUCCUCCCUGUUAAUCUGUCCAGUUCUGCAUAAUCCAUUAAUUUCGUUCUCCAUUCUUCAAUCAUGGGUGUGGGAGUCAUAAAGCCACGGCAAAGGCUUGUAAUAUUCCAGGGUGCCCCCUGACCUCGGCUGACCAGCACUCUGAGCUUUACAGUGUAUUGGAAUGUAUUGACCUUAAAUGGAGUUGUGUUUCCUCUGGGCAGUGAUGACCCUAUAUGGUGAUGGGUGUAAUAAAAGCCUUGACCGGAUGAGGUAACGUGAGACAUUGGCAAACGGCCAUGCGGCUGGAGAGAGACAAAGGAUAAUAAAAAAGCUACGGGAGGAGAGAGAAGUUCGAAAGGAGCUGCUCAUACCAUCCUGAAAAUAUUGCUGGCUCUCUGUGUCUUUAUUUUAUGCUAAACUGCGCCAUUUGUAAUGGCUGGCUCCAACACGUGGGCAUUUCUUCUUGUUUCCAUUUCUGGGCCAAAAGAGUUCUAGCUGCUGUUACUGCAUACAAAAAUACUUUCUGAUCCUUCCUUUUUAUCUCACCACCUAGAAUUCCUAAUAGGAAUGCUUCUGGUUUUUUAACAAAUGUAUAUUUCAAUAUUUUCUUUAUCUCAUUAUAUAUCAUUUCCCAGAAGCACUUCAUUUUUUUACAUUCCCACCACAUAUGAUAAAAUGUUCCUUCUUUCUCCUUACAUUUCCAACAUUUAUUACUCACCUUAUACAUCUUACUUAAUUUGACUGGUGUUAUAUACCAUCAAUAUAUCAUUUUCAUAACAUUUUCUUUAAUUGUGGUGCAUGCUGUAAAUCUCAUCCCUUACUUCCAUAAUUUUAUCCAGUCAUCAAAUUGAAUGUUAUGUCCAAAAUCUUUGGCCCAUUGAAUCAUAACUGAUUUAACCUCUUCAUCCUUCAAAUGCCAUUCUAAUAGUAAUUUAUACAUCAUAGAUAAUUUUUUAACUUCAUUAUUCAAUACUUCUCGUUGAAACCUAGAUUCUUUUUCAAAAUAGCCUCUUUCUGCAACCUCUUUUCUAAACAUUUCAUUAAUCUGAAAGUAAUGCAGCCAAUCAUUUACAUGUUCUUUCACUUCUUCAUAUGGUUUCAUUUUCCACUUACUUCCCUCUUUCUCAAUUAAACUCCCAUAUGUUAUCCACCUCCUAGUCAUAUUGAUCUUUUUAACACUCAUCACCUCUAAUGGUCAUAGCCAAUGUGGGAUUUUUGGUUCCAGUAGGUUUUUAUACCUACCCCAUACCUCAAUCAGAGAUCCUCUAAUAAUAUGAUUUUCAAAACCUUUAUGCACUCGUUUCUUUUCGUACCAUAAAUACGCGUGCCAACUGAAUCUAUUAUCAUAUCAUUCCAAAUCUAACAAAUCUGUAUUUUCUAAUUUCAUCCAUUCUUUCAACCAACAUAUACAUGAUGCUUCAUAGUAUAACCUCAAAUCUGGCAGGGCAAAGCCUCCCCUCUCUUUUAAAUCUGUUAACAACUUAAAUUUUAUUCUUGGCUUUUUGCCCUGCCAUAUAUAUCUUGAAAUCACUUUUUGCCAAUCUUUAAAUAUUGCAACUCCUUUAAUUAUUGGAAUUGCUUGGAACAGAAACAAUAUUUUCGGUAACACACUCAUCUUUAUCGUUGCAAUUCUUCCCCAAAAUGAUAAUUUCAUUCUACCCCACACCUCUAAAUCUCAUUUAACUUUAUUCCAUACUGGUACAUAGUUAUUUUGAAACAAAUCAAUAUUCCUGGAGGUCAAUACAAUCCCUAAAUAUUUCACUUUCUUUACCACCUCAAUCUCUGUCUGUUGCUGUAUUCUUUCACUAGUUUCUUGGUCUAUGUUUCUCACCAUUAUUUUGGUUUUUUUCUUAUUCAAUUUAAACCCUGCCACCUGUCCAAAUUCUUCCAUUUCUUUUAGUACUUCUUUAAUACUCUUUAUAGGAUCUUCUAUCGUUAUAACCAAGUCGUCAGCAUAUGCCUUUACUUUAUAUUGAUUACCGCCAACUGAUACUCCUUUUAUCUGUUCAUUGUUUCUUAUUGAGCUUAAUAAGACUUCCAGGACCAAUAUGAAUAGCAACGGUGAUAGAGGACACCCUUGUCUUGUACCCUUAGUUAUUGUAAUAUUUUCCGUUAUUACAUUAUUGACAAUUAGUUUUGCUCUUUGUUCGGAAUAUAUUGCUUUUAUACCAUUUAGAAAAGAUUGGCCCACAUCCAUCACUUCUAAGUUUUUUAACAUAAAUUCCCAAGAAAUAUUAUCAAAGGCUUUCUCCGCAUCCACAAAAAUUAACAUUGCUUGUUUAUCCUUCCUGUUAGUCAGAUAUUCCAUUAUAUCAAUUAUAUUUCGUAUGUUGUCUUUCAUCUGUCUACCAGGAAGGAAACCUGCUUGAUCUUUCUGUAUCAUUUCCUUUAAAAUUCUUUUCAUCCUAUUUGCCAAAAUGUUUGCGAACAUUUUGUAAUCAUUAUUUAAUAAUGAGAUCGGCCUGUAAUUCUUCACUUGGGUCAGAUCUGAGUCCUGUUUGGGAAUAAAAGUUAUAUAGGCUUCUUUCCAAGUUUCUGGUAUUUCCUCCUUUUUUAAAAUGUUAUUCAUCACUUCUUUUAAUGGUACAGACAGGGUAUGUUUCAUUUCUUUAUAGUAUCUUGCACUAAAUCCAUCCGGUCCCAGUGUCUUCCCACUUUUCAAUUCUCUUAUUGCAUUUUUAAUUUCAUCCAUUUCGAUCGGCUCAUUCAGUUUAUUUUUAUUGCAAUUUGAUAUUUUCUGCACCUCUUUCUUCUUUAAAUAGUCCUCUAUUUCUUUUGUAUUACCUCUCCCCUUUCUUUUAUACAAUUCUCUAUAAAAAUCUACAAAUCCUUUCCUAAUUCCUUUCGGAUUUUCAAUAUCUUGAUCUUCCACUUUUAUUUUGUUUAUUGUAUUUUGCUCUUUCCUUUUUCUAAUUUGCCAAGCCAGCCAUUUCCCAGACUUAUUUGCAUUAUUAUUAAUUAUUAAUUUAUUAUUAUUAUUAUUAUUAUUAUUAUUAUUAACUAUCAUGGCAAAUUGAGUUUGAAGCACUUUUAUAUUUUGUUUCACUUUUUCAUCCUUGGGCCUAGUAGUUAAUUUUUUCUCGUUUUCCAUAAUUUGUUUUAGGAUUUCCUUUUCCCCUUUUUCUCUCAUUUUGUUUUUAAUUGCAUUUUGCUGGAUAAAGAAACCCCUCAUCACCACUUUACUAGCGUCCCACACCAUGCACAUUCUUGUGCCUUUAUUCACAUUAUUUACAAAGUAGUCCGUUAGGCAUUUCUGUGCCCUUUCCACUAUCUUCUGAUCAUCCAGCAGGUUUUCAUUUAUUCUCCAUCUGAAAGAUUUUUCUUCAUAUCCUUUUAGAAUACAUUUAAUUGCAUUAUGAUCUGAGAAGACUUUUGAUUGUAUUUCAGUCUUUAAGGUUCUCGAUGUUAGUUCAUUGGAUAUCCAUAUCUGAUCAAUUCUUGACAUUGAUUGAUUUGCAUCUGAAGUAAAUGUGAAUUGCUUUUCUAAUAGGUGUCUUAGUCUCCAAAUGUCCGUCAAGUUACAGGUCUCUGCCAUUUCAAAGAAUGGUUUUGGAAGUUUCCCUUCUUUUGUUUUCCCAGAUGCCCGUAGUCUAUCCAUUUCCAGGAUAUCUGCAGAUUUUUGAUAAUUUCUACAACCAAUGUCACAAAUAGAGUAGGGCUUGAAGUGCAAUAGUUUUAGUAUAUUGGUGUGUCUCUAUAUUGUCUCUGAUGGGGAUGGUCCCCUCCUGUUUUUGUUAUAUGGAAGCUAGAAGCACCCCAAUUCCUUCUGACCAUUUUCUCUCUCUCUCCAGGACAGCCAUUUGACCCUCAAUUUCAGAUUCAUAAUGCUGUUUCAAAUAUCAUCUGUUCCAUCACUUUUGGGGACCGCUUUGAUUACCAUAACAGCCGUUUCCAUAAGUUAUUGCACUUGCUUGAUGAGGCGUGCCAUUUUCAGGGAAAUCUUUGGAGUAUGGUAGGUCUUCUUUGGGGUUUUUUUUGGAUAACCACAACAGAAUUGAUUUGGCUCCUUCAUUCUUGCUGACUGUUUAUUCACUUGCUUUGAGUUUUCAGGUUUCUUCAGCACAGAUUGUAUUUUUAAAGGGUGAGAAUAACAUGUUUGGCUGAAUAAAAUCUUGGUAUGGGAACAGAGGGAUGUCAUCACAAAUGAUAUACAUGAAUUAAUUCUACACAUACAGCAGUUAUGACCUGUAAAUUGACACUCAUGUCAAUGGGUAUCAUUAAAUAGAAAUUCUACAUAUUUGUGACAUGUGCAGGCAUUGAUACAUGCCUUUUUCAAAUGAUGGUAAUCAUCUUCAUGGGAAGUCAAUCAGUGAAUUAAAAGUUGUGCUUGCAGAACUGAGCACCAUGGUGCCAUUUGAUUUGCAGUCCAAACAUUUCUAACCAAGAAGUUAAGACAUUGCCAUAGGGUCCCAUCAUAAGCAAUGGUGAGUGCAAUAUUUGCUCUGGUUCCAGGAGAGUCUGCCAUCUUUGAACCUGUGCACACCAGCCUUUAUUACUGUUAGCCUCUUUCCCAUGACAGCAGCAUGAUGUAAAUGCUUUUUUGAGAGGGCUUUCCCUGCACAUAUGUGAUAUUAGUGUUUAUUUUUUCAGCUGUAUGAUACCAUUCCCACUGUCAUGAAAUACCUGCCAGGGCCCCAUCAGACAUUUUUUUAAAAAUGGGGGCAGUUGAAAUCCUUUGUGAGAGAAAUCAUUGAAAAACACAAAGAAGACUGGAACCCAUCUGAACCCAGAGACUUCAUAGAUGCCUACCUAAAUGAAAUGGCCAAGGUGAGAGAUAAAAAGGACAAAAAGUAUAUAUGUUUAAUAAUAAAAUAAUGGUAGAAGGCAGCGAAGCAAUGUUAAAAACCAGAACUAGUCACGUGGCUUGUCUGAAUGGUCCUUAGUGGCUGACAAUAUUCUUUCUGUUGAGUUUAUGACCUCAGAAAAAAUACAUUUCUGCAUGUAUGAAUAUGAAGUCACGUAUUUUGUGGGGCGACACCUCCCCACUUGUUCACAGGUGGGAUUUCACCACUUGACUGUUGUUUGUGAGAGCAAACAGUUGACAUGUCUAAAAGAAUCACUGUAGUGGAGGCAUCUCAUGACCAAAGGAUUCAGUUGCCUGAAUAAACCCAGACCAGGAAUUAUUGGAAGUCUUUCCUUGACCAGAACAAACCCAAACUUUAUGCCAGCAUCAGUGAUUCACAGGAGUGUUGACUUGCCCUUCCUAGAUGCAGGAUUAGAGUCACUGAAUCCCCUGGUGAUCUCUUGACAUAUGGGGCUGACAAUAGGAUGGUGUUUUUAAUGACAGCUUAACUCCCUGGUGCAUUUUCUUUGCUUUAAGGAGGAUGCCCCUUCCAGUUUCCAUGAAGAAAACCUCCUACAAUCAACACUGGAUCUGUUUUUUGCUGGAACAGAAACAACUUCUACAACCCUGCACUGGGCUUUGCUGUACAUGGCCAUUUACCCAGAAAUUCAAGGUAGAAUUGUAGUUGACUCAUUUGCCUUUCAUUACUUUGGGUUGUAUAUAACAAAGGCCUACUGAAAGCAAACCUAUUGAAAUUAAUGGACCUAACUUAGUCAUGUCUAUACUCAAGUAAUUUUUAAAAGAGAUAAAUAAAUAGACUACUGGUUUCCGUCGCGGACAGAGAGGGAGCGCAGAAAGCCUUUAUAUUUUUCUAUUUUUUUCCUUUUUUGUGCCUUUUUGUUUUCACUCCUGCUUCCCCCUUGUUGGAACUUAAAUGAUUUGUCAAUAUAGUAUGAUUAAUAAAAACCUCUCCCCCCCUAAUACUAUACAAAGACAAUAUAAAGAAGGAGGAAUAUAGUAUAAAGAAAGGUGGAAUCCGCUGAGAACUGUUGAAAAAUUGGGUUUAAGCUAACCCCCUUUUUUUCCCCUUCUUGGAGAGAUUUACAUUUAAGUGCUGAAGCAAAAAACAACAGAAUCAACUGGAAAGUGGAGGACAUUACUUGGAUUUGAGAACAUGAAUAGGAAAUUGGGACUUACUACUUUUUAGAUUUGGUCCAGUCCAAAUUAUUAAACCGCGGAUUAAGUCUUGGAUUAUUAGAUCUACCAGACUUCGGAUCAAGGUACGGACCAAACCGUAGAAUAGCCCUUAUUCGAUAUGGAUUAAGCCGACAAGUGGCUGAAGAUUAAAGAUUUUGAUGCGAACUGAGUGCUUUAUUUCCAGCUAAAAAAGGAAAUUACCUCCCCCUUAUCAGAAUCCACGUGGACUCUAGAAAGUUACAUUAAUAGGAAUAUUUUUUAUAUACGUAAUGGUCAUUUGAGUCUGGGGAAAAUUCACUGAAUCUUCAUUAGAUGUUAAGGUCCUAAGGGAUUGGUUUGGGAAUAUAUAUACCAUAUCGUCACACGUCAUUAGGAAUACAUUAAGAGUGUGGAAGUAAUUGAAGAAAAAAUAAGAGUAUAGGGAAUGUACUUAUGUUUUGUAGAUAAAGACAUACGGUUUGAGAAAAAUGGCAAGGUCGAGUUGUAUUUGGGCUGUAAUUGAAGACAUACUCUUUUAUUUUAAGUAUUAAUUCAUUUAAACGGAUUUACAAAUUUAUAUUAGUAGACAUUUUUCAAUGGACUAGUGGAUAUAUAUUGGAUGUAUUUAGGAGAUAGCUGAAUUAACUGAUAUUAGAGAUAUCACUUUGUUUGAAAACAAGGAAAAUACGACAUUAAGAGGUAUAAAGAAAAUUGUAAGAAGAUAAACGAAGAAAAGUAUAAUUGCAAGAGAACAAUACUGUAAAUUAAAGGAGAUUGGUUAAGAUAUAGGAAAAAUAAGGAAAGCAAAAAGAGAUUGUGCGCCCCCUAGGGGAGAGACAGAAAAUUAAAAUAGACAAAUUGUGAAAACAACCACAAAAUGUCAGGAAAAAACGGGGGGAAAGUAGGAGGGACCCCAGGAAAUAGAAAGGCAUCACGACAGAAGGAAGUUAAAGAUCUUGACAUUCUGUGGCUAAAGAUCAAAGAGGAAUUUAAACAGAGCGAACUACAUAUGGAAAGCAAACUAGGUGAGGUGCAGGAACAGAUAGAUAAAAAAACUGAAGGAACUGUAGGAGAACUCUCUAGUAAAAUACAAGAUUUGACAGUUAGGUCAAAAACAAUGGAAGAUACCAAUAAGAAAACUCAAAAAGAAAUGAAGGAACAUAAGAAGGAGACAGAAAAAAUAAAGGAUGAAAUAAGAGAUCUGAACAAAACACAAGAUCAAAUUUGGGAUAGUCUAGCCAUGGCAGAAAUGCGACAGAAACAACUUAAUUUAAAAUUUAGAGGAGUGGGAGAAGAAUCAAAUGAGAAUAUAAAAGAAAAAAUGAUUAAGGAACUAGCGAAAUGGUUGGAAAUAAAAGAAGAACUAGCACGUAUGGUAGUAAAUUCUGAAAGCAAUUAAGGUGAAAUCCCAACAGUUCAAGUCAAAAAAACUCUCCGGUGACUGUUUAGUGAUCUUCAACUCAACUGAGAUGAAGAAUACAAUAUUAAGAACGAGUUAUCGAAAAAAAUUAAUAAUUGAAGGCAGGCCAAUUAUCAUUUUUAAAGAAAUUCCACUCAGAAUCUUGCGUAAAAGAGAAGGAUAUAGACAAAUAAUAAGUGUCUCAAAAAGGAAUACUAUACAAUAUAGAUGGGAGUUUCCUGAAGGAAUCUCCUUCUAUUACAAAGACAAAAGAUUCAGACUGACAGAUGCACAAGAAGUGGAAAAAUUCCUAAGAAGAUACGAGAAAGAUCUUGGAAAAGUGGAAGAAAGGUAUGGAGGAGGAGAGAGAUACACAGAAGGGAAGAAAGGAAAGAAGGAAGAAAAUACGGAUAAGAGAGAGGGAGAGAGGAAGAAGAAGGUGACAUGGAGGAGGAGUGAGCAGUAGGUGGAGAGGAAGAGGAGGAGGAAGAGGAAGAAAUCACUGGAAAGAGGUCGACAAGAAUAUAAAUUAGAAAGACCAGAGCAGAUAGUAAUUAAAUAUUACAAUGACGUUGAAGGUAUUGUCUUGGAAUGUGAACGGUUUGAAUGAAAAAUCUAAAAGGAAUAAAAUUGAGAAGGUGUUAAAGAAUAAAAACUUUGAUGUGAUUUGUUGUCAGGAAACACAUGUGGCAAAAAAACACAAACAUAUUUUGACAAAUAAAAGGUUAGGGAGAGAAUUUGUCAAUUCAGAUAUUAACAAAAAAGAGGGGUAGUGAUAUAUGUGAAGGAGAAAUGGGAACCAAUAUUAACAUGUAAAGAUGACGAAGGAAGAAUUCUGGGAAUACAAAUUAAUCACCAGGGAGAAAAGUUUAAUGUAGUAACUGUUUAUGCUCCAAAUAUAAAUAAAGCAGAAUUCUUUAAGAAAUUGGAACAAAUGUUAUUAGAUCGGAGAAUCAUAAGUUGAUCUUACUUGGAGACUUGAAUGCUGUGCCAAUACCGGAACUAGACAGAAGUGCGAAAAGAAGAAAAUUGAAGCAAGGGAAGCUACCAAGAACAUUUAAUAAUCUUGAGGAAAAUCUAGACCUGAUAGAUAUCUGGAGACAUAAAAAUCCAACAACGAAACAAUUCACACAUUUUUCUGAACCACACCAAAGCUGGGCUAGGUUGGACCAAAUAUGGGUCUCAAGAGAAUUAACAACAAGAGCAGUAAAAUGUGAAAUUCAACCUAGAACCCUUUCUGACCAUAGCUCAGUAACUUUGGAGUUAAAAAGUGGAAUACAGGGGACAUACAGAUGGAGAAUGAACCUUUUUGAAAACGAUGAGGUAAUUGAGAAGGCCAAAAUAACUAUAAAAGAUUACUUUGAUUUGAACAUAAAUAAAGAAACAAAUAUUGACAUUGUCUGGGAUGCUAGUAAAGCAGUGCUAAGAGGGUUUCUAAUUAAUCAGAAUAGUUAUAAGAAAAAGUUAAGAGAACAAAAAAAGAAGAAAUACUUAAUCAAUUAAGAGAAUGUGAAAAAAAAUAAUAAUAAAUCCAAGUGAAGAACAGAUUAAACAAACCUACAGAAUGUUACAAACACAAUAUUCAAUUCUAAUAGGUCAAGAAGUGGAAUGGAGAAUUAAGUCAUGGAAACAAAUUUUUUUUGAAUUGGCUAGAAGAAAUCCAAGAGGUGAUAAAAAAGAUGAAAUUGGGGAAAGCUCCAGGGCCUGAUGGGUUAUCCGCUAAAUAUUAUAAAGUAUUGGAAGAACACCUAGCUCCUGUGCUGUGUGAAGUAACAAAUAACAUCCUAAGAGGAGGAAAGAUACCAGACUCCUGGAAGGAAGCAUAUAUUACACUGAUAUCUAAGCUGGAUACAGACAAACUGAAUAUGAAAAAUUAUAGACCGAUAUCACUACUAAAUAACGACUAUAAAAUCUUUGCAGAAGUAAUGGCUAACCGUCUCAAGAAAUGCUUAACAAAUUUUAUCCAUACAGAUCAAGCCAGAUUUUUACCUAACAGACAAUUAAAAGAUAAUAUAAGACACAUAAUAAACAUUAUUGAAUAUCUGGAAUGUAAGAAUGAAAUCCUUGCGGCACUAAUCUUUAUUGACGCCGAAAAGGCUUUUGACAAUGUAUCCUGGCAAUUUUUAUUAAGAUGCAUGGAAACAGUGGGGAUAGAGGGCACCUUCUUGGAGGGAAUAAAGGCAAUCUACUCAAGCCAAAGAGCUAAACUGAUAAUUAACAAUGACUUAACUGAACCAUUUGAAAUCUCAAAGGGCACGAGACAGGGAUGCCCUCUGUCACCUCUUUUGUUUAUUAUGGUAUUAGAAAUAAUCGCAAACAAGAUUAGAGUAACACCAGAGAUACAUGGAAUUAAAAUUGGGACAAAAGAAUAUAAAUUGAAAGCGUACGCUGAUGAUUUGAUGUUAUCAUUAGAAGAUCCACAAAAAAGUGUCGGCAGGGUAAUAGAAUUAUUAGAGGAAUUUGGAAAGUUAUCGGGCUUUAAGUUAAAUAAAUUAAAAACUAAAAUGAUGACAAAGAACAUGGAAGAAGUCUUGAAAAACCAGUUAGAGUCACAGAUUGGAAUUAAGGUGGUAAAAAAGGUAAAAUACUUGGGAAUAUGGUUAACCAUGAAAAAUAUAAAUCUAAUGGCGGACAAUUACUUAAAUACCUGGAAAGAAAUCAAAAAGAACUUAGAUACUUGGAACAGGAUAAAACUAUCAUGGUCAGGAAGGAUGGUGGCAAUUAAAAUGAAUAUACUUCCAAAAUUGGUGUUUUUAUUUCAAAAUAUUCCGGUGAUCAGGGGAACCAUAGUAUUUAAGGACUGGCAAAAAAAAUUAUCCAAAUUUAUUUGGCAGGGGAAAAGGCCAAGAAUUAAAUUUAAAUUACUUACAGACAGUAGAGAGAGAGUAGGAUUUGAGGUACCGAACCUAAAAUUAUAUUAUGAAGCCUCAUGCCUUUGUUGGAUUAAAGAAUGGAUUGUCAUAAAGAAUACAGACUUAUUAGAUUUAGAAGGUUUCAACAUCAGAUUCGGAUGGCACGCAUAUUUAUGGCACAACAAGGGAAAAGUACAUAAAGGAUUUUCCAAUCACAUCAUUAGAGGACCACUGCUAGAGGUAUGGGAAAGAAACAAAAAUCUGCUUGAAAGGAAUACUCCCUGGUGGUUGUCACCAAUUGAUAUUUUAACAAUUAAAAAAAUAAAUAUGGAAGGUGAAAGAUGGACAUACGAGGAUCUAUUGGUCAGUACAGAAAAAGGGUGGAAAAUUAAACCAUAUGAAGAGUUGAGAGACAAAUUAAUAGGCUGGCUACAAUUUCAUCAAAUUAAUGCUCUGUGGACUGAAGACAAAAAGAUAGGGAUGAACGAAAAAAAUCUAGAUUUCAGGUAGAAAUAUUAGAAGGGAAUUCCAAACUCUUAUCAAAAAUGUAUAAGCAAUUGUUAGAAUGGGACACUAAAGAUGAGGAGAUAAAAGAAGUUAUGGUAAAAUGGGCCAUAGAUUUGGGACAUAAUUUGGAAUAUGACAGUUGGAUAAAGCUUUGGAAUAAAGAUAUGAAAUUCACAGAAUGUGUUGCACUUAGAGAAAAUAUGGAAAAAAUGAUGUACAGAUGGUACAUCACACCUGUAAAAUUAGAUAAAAUUUAUAAGACUGGAGACAAAGUGUGUUGGAAAUGCAAAAAUAAGGAAGGAAGUUUCUACCAUAUGUGGUGGACUUGUGAAAAAAUUAAAAAGUUUUGGGAACUCAUUUAUAACGAACUAAAAAAAAUAUUUAAAUACACCUUUGUCAAAAAACUUGAAGCUUUUCUUUUGGGGAUGAUUGGAGGUGAAAUUAAGAAAGAGGAUCAGAUAUUAUUCCAAUAUGCAACAACAGCUGCUAGAAUAUUGAUAGCCCAAAAUUGGAAGACAACAAAUAUCCCAACGGUAAAAGAUUGGCAAAGUAAAUUAUUUGAAUAUAUAGAAUUGGCAAAAAUGACACAAAAAAAUAGAGACCAGAAAGAAACAAAGUUUAAGGAAUGGAACAAAUUCAUAACAUAUAUCGAAGCAGAUGUAAGAAAUUUAAAAAUCACAGUAGGUGCAAUAUAACCCUACGACGUGCAGAUGUUAUAAAUCGAAACUGCGGGGGGAAAACCUUUUAUUACAUAAUCCAAAACCGAGGUGGAGGGAAGUCAAUUAGUUGUAUGAUGUUCUUGUUUUUUCUUUCAUUUGUUGUUUGUUUUCCUUUUUGUAAUGAUUUUGUUUUGUGGUUGUUUGUGUUUGACUGUUUUAAUGGAAAUUAAUAAAGAGAAUUUAAAAAAAGAGAGAGAUAAAUAAAUAAAUUAAAAGCAGAAAUCGUUGUGGGAAAAUAUCCAAAAAGACAGGGGGGAAACAAGAGAAACAAGAGUCUAUUAUCAAUGGACUACUAACCCAGUUCACUAUCUGGGAACAAGGCUAACAGAACAAGGCUACUUAAUGCCAAGUGGCAUAAAUUAUUUUCAACCUUUUCAGGGAAAAUAGCAGCCAUUAAAAUAAUAACACCAAUCAUUGUUUUCAUUUCAAAAGUUAUAAUUAUUAGUUUGAGUAUCAAGGGUUUAGGAGUGUAUUCGGUUAUGAAAAUGCCAUUCCUCUGAUACUGUGGCUUUAUUCAAAGUCAUGUUAGUAAUGGUGAUAAUAAAUAGAAAUAAAUGAAUUGAUGAUCCUAACUUCGUCAUUAGUUUCAAUUAACUUUAAUGGGCCUAUUGAGUGGGUCUAGCUGUGAAUGCCACCCCUUAUUUUUGCUAUUGUGUAAUAGUUAAGAUGUUUUGUCUUUUGCUUGGUUACUAUGAAUCUUUGCCUCUAAAAUUAGACGCAAUAAUGAUAAAUAAAAAUAAUUAGAGCAGGUAAUACAACCGCGCAAUAAAGGCAAUUUCAUUUCUGCGGCAGAUGGAACAUUCCCUCUUCAGGCAGACUAACCAAAAAACCUCACCUUCCCCCAAGGAAAGACCUGGGUGAAGAAACAAGUCUUAAGGCAAUGCUGAAACUCCACUUGUGAAAGCUCUGUGACCAUCUCCAAAUGAAGGGAGUUCCAGUAAUGGGAUACUGCUACACAUCAUCACCACACAAUGAGCAGCCAGCGGUGGGACAUCAGGAUUGGCCUCCCCUUCAGAUCUUAGUUUAAGUCUCUUCUUCUGCCUCUUUUAUUUAUUUUUUUAAACAACACUUAAAACAAACAAGAUAGAAUAAAAAUUAAAAGUGAAUACAUGAAAAAAAUAAAGGUAUACUACAUUGCAGUGAGAAUUAACAAUUACAACUCCAUAUAUAGUUAUCUAAUACAGAGAUAUAAAAACCUCCAAUGAAGGAGAGCCCACAACCUCCCAAGGGAGUCCAUUCCACUGUAAUUGGGAGACAGACACGAAAGGUUUCCUGUUUUGCUGUGGGCCAUACUGUAAGAUCUGGGCUCCCUGCAUGGAGACUGAAGGUGUAAAUAGGUGAAUAAACCAUAUUUCUCAAAGCACAACAUUCUCCACCAUGUCUUCUGUUCUUCAUGGCCCCAUGCACUCUGGCCACUGCUUGGAGGAGAGAAGGAAAGGCACCGGGCUUCUGUAACAAUAUUAUACGAUUUGCUCACAUCUACAAUAAUAGUAAAUGCUAUGUUUUCUGCUACUUUAGAGGCACUAGACAAGGAUGUCCACUUUCACCUUUGCUUUUCAAUAUUUGUGUGGAACCCUUGGCUUGUGCUAUUGGACAACAUAGGUACUCAUAGGUAGUGUUGAUCUAGAGAAGUACAUAAUUCAGUUGAUCUGCAGAUGAUAUUCUUUUGUUUAUUUCUAAAUUUCAUGUUACUAGUCCUCUGCUGAUGCAAAUGAUAGGUGCCUUUAUUCAAAUAUCAGGAUACUCUAUUGAUUGGUCCAAAUCAAAAGUGAUGCGAAUAAGUGAAAAUUUGGUUAUCCAUCCAUUUAAUUAUUGAGUCUGUAUUUGUUCAAAUCCAUUAAAUUUUAAAGAUAGGCCUCCCCUGCAGAACUUAGAUCAAGUCUGUUCUUUUUGUGUUGAAAGCAGAUUUUCUUUUCUCUGCAGCCAAAGUCCAAGCGGAAAUAGAUUCUGUGAUUGGCCAGUCUCGCCAGCCAGCCAUGAGUGACAGGGACAGCAUGCCAUAUACCAAUGCGGUUGUUCAUGAAAUUCAAAGAAUAAGCAACAUUUUGCCUUCAAAUGUGCCCCGGGUGACAACUAAGGACACUAUACUGGCUGGGUUUCAUAUUCCCAAAGUAAAUAUGAAGAAGAUUCACCAUUCUUCUCUUCCUUCCAUCUUUCUUUAAGAUGCAAAAACUUGAAGCCAAAGUUGUUGUUUUUUGUUGUUGUUGUUGUUGUUGUUUAUACCCCACCCAUCUGGCUGGGUUUCCCCAACCAACCUGGGCAGCUUAUAGCAUAUAUAAAACAUAGUAAAAUAUCAAACAUUAAAAACUUCCUGAUAGAGGGCUGCCUUCAGAUGUCUUCUAAGGAUGUCACAGGGAGGGCACCACUACCAAGGAUUAGCCAUCAUGAGGUCCUCCAGAUGUUAUUGAACUCCAACUCCUACUAGUUCCAGUCAGCAUGGCCAAUGGGCAGGACGGAUAGGAGUCUUGGUUGUUCUUGGAGCACAUCCAGAUCUGGAGUGGAGGGAGGGAUUUGGGCUAAAUGGACUUUUAGGUCUUUUGACCCCUCCCAUUGCAAAAAUGGAUUCCAACCACAGUCUGAACCAUUUGAAUGGAUAGCUACUAUUCUUCUUUGCUUUCUUUUUUAAAUGACCAUUACUAACCACCCAAAACUACUACCCAAAACGGGCAUCUGGUGUUUCUUAUUCUAAAUCUAAAUGCCCUGGCAAAGUCUGGUAUUAUACAAUCUAUAAAGGAGCCUGUGUUUUCUUGAGUUGUGCAUAGGAAAUCUCUCAUUCAAAACAUAUCCUUUCUGAAUUGGCAGGCAGAAUUGGAGGCUUGGUAUUGCUGUAGUUGCACAGAUCAAAACAGAAAGAUUUCUAUGCUAGUUUUAAUCUGGUGUCUUCUCUGCUUCUUCUUUGGCAGGGAACCAUGCUGCUUACCAACCUGACCUCACUGCUCUUUGACGAGGAUGAGUGGGAAACUCCAGAUAUGUUUAAUCCUGGCCAUUUCCUGGAGAAUGGUCAGUUCAGGAAAAGGGAAGCAUUCCUGCCAUUCUCUACAGGUAACAAAAGUUCAUGGGCUGCUCAUCAGAAUUGCAGCAGUGACUAUAUGGUGGUGGCUUGGUUUCUGGCAGUGGCGUAGCUAGCCGCCCAGAUGCCCAGGGUGGCACAAAUAUCCUGCACCCGGGGAUGGGGCAAACCGGGGCAGAGCACUCUGGGCAGAACCUCCAUGGAGUCCGCAAGCCCCAUGUUGCUAUUUCAGGCAGCACUGAGCUAGCAGAUGCCCGAGCCACGUGUCACUCCCCAGGAGAGAUAUGUGGCUCGGGCACACUGCAGGCAAUGCCCAGUGGUCACCCCCCUCAGUGAUGACACCUGGGGUGGACCGCACCCACCGCAACCCCUUUCCUACGCCACCGGUUGCUGGGAUUCUGGUGUUAUUACAGAGUUCAGCACCCUAUUGGGGCCAGUGGUCACGUUUGGGAUUGGGAGGAAGUACUGUGGAUGCAAGUCACAAAAGGACUACUAUAGGAGGUGUGAAGUUACACAAAAUGGUGUUAAUACACUCCCCCCCCCCAGUAAGCAGUGUGGAUUUUUGAGGGAAUAGUUUCAGAGCUUUCUCAGGUGCCCUAAGUGGGAGAGGUGCUCCACAAGGCAUUGGGUGGACAGGAGCUGAUGUAUUUUUUCAUAGUUUCCCCAAGGAAGAGAAACCCACUUCCAUCUUGAACUUGAGGAACUGAGCUCUGUUUGCCACGCCCUUAGCUAAGUUAUAUGCAGAUUAGGGAGAUUCCUAAUAAAAUAUUAUUGAAAUUUAUCUCAUAUGCAGUUUUGGAGGAAAAUAUCAAUUGAUGUAACUCAAAUAUACAAUCUGGGGGGCAACACCUGGUGUACUUUUACAAUGGUGGACUCUAGACAAAUAUUAAAAAGCUUUGUGAAAAUGCUUUUUAAAGAAAUGUUUUGAGAAAGAAUAUUGAAUUUGCCAUAGCUUACCAUCGCCAUCUAAUGUCACAUUUGUAUAAUGCACCUUACAACACACUUAAAAAGUUUUAAUUUCACCUGUAUAGCUGAUUCCACAAUGUUUCCUCAAGGAACAGAAAACCCAGUUCCAUCUGGAACUUGAACAACUAAACUCUGUUUGCCACACCCUUAGCUAAGAUAUAUACAGAUUAGGUUGAUUCCUAAUAAAAUAUAAUUGAAUUUGUUUCAAAACUGCUUAUGAGAUAAAUUUAUGUAUCUCAAAUGUGUCAUUUCCAAAUUCUGUAAAACCAUGAUAAUAUUUGUUCAGUGUUCCCAUUUGCUUGACUGGGAAGUAGGAACGACUUCUAUAUUUAUUUUGCAACAACAUAAUUACUUUUUAAAUUAUUUGAUCUGCCCAUGUUAUUUAAAUUGUGCCACUCAGUGGAGAGCAAAAGCUCUCCACUGAAACAGUCUUUUCCCUCCUUGUCUUCUAGGAAAGCGAGCCUGUUUGGGAGAGCAGUUGGCGAGGACUGAGCUCUUUCUUUUCUUCACUGCCCUAAUUCAGAAGUUCACUUUCCAGGCUCCAAAGAAUGAGACAUUAAGCCGUGAAUUUAGGAUGGGUCUGACAUUCUCACCCCUGCCAUACCGGAUUUGUGCAUUUUCUCGCUAA